UCAGAAACAUAGUGAUUAGCUACAUAACUCUACAACACCAUACUCACCCCAAACUACCGAAACCCAUAAAAUUCAUAAAUCUGCAAACUUGUAAAUUACAAAAUUCCCCCAAAAAUUCAAAAAUUUGCGCUCUCAGAAAUAAAACUUACAUAUUUGAUCAAAAGCCUCGAUAGUUCCUCCGGCGUAUCUCUAUCGGAAGUGCACGUGGUACCGGAAGGUGUCGUCGCGUGCCCGCCAUAGUCACGUUUCCUCGUGUACUCGCAAUUCUCGUAGAUCGUUUCUUAGCCGGCAAACGAAUGAUUGAAAAGCAAAAGUGUCGGUGGUGGGGUUUGCGAGAUAGUCGAUGCCUCGUGGUCCGGUUGCCUGUCAGUGUCGGCCGUUCUCCUCGUCCGUUAUGACGUUUCCGGUCUGCUUCUCGUUUCCAUAAUUCCACAUCGAUCGUCGGACAGUGAUCGAUCGUUUCUUGGAGACACUCGUUAAACUUCUACAUAGUUUCUGUUAUAGAUCGUAAAAUAUCGAUUGGACUACAGAAAAUUUCAACGGGUAUACCGAGGACUUUAGCUAGUAAAAUUAAAAGUGUCUGAUUUCGUUUGUUCUUACGGUGUUACGUUUAUUCUUACGCAAAAUAUUUUCGAGCAAAGGUGUGUAAAUUUGAUUGUAUCCGAUAUUUAGCUCGUCAUUAAGGAUUUUUUUAAUUAGUCGUGUGAUGUAAACACCGUGCUUGGAAAUCGCUCGCCGAGAGAUUCGAAUCGAUAACUCACCACGUGGUUCCUCGCUAAUCUCAGGUGAUCUUCCUUCUUCCUUUUCGCCGGAACAGCCAAUCGGAAAAAAGAUGCAGAAUUCACAGAGAUACGAAGAACAUACCAUAUAUAAGACACGAUCACCCUGCAGCCUGCGGAAACUCCGAGACAUGGUGCCAGCCAGGGUGGUGCUGUACAUGCUAUCAUUCUCGGGGUUCACGGUGUCCUUCAUGAUGAGGAACGACAUCAACAUCGCCAUGGUGGCGAUGGUGAAACCACCGUCGUCGACAUCGGACACCAACGUCCCGAUGACGUCUCAUCAUUGUUACGUAACGCCGAAUGUAUCGCUCGUCAACAACAGCACGCCGAUCAGACUUGAGGACCAAGGAGAGUUCGACUGGAGUCCCACCAUACAGUCCGCCAUUAGCGGUUCGUUCUACUGGUGUUAUAUAUUAUCGCAAGUGGUGGGUGGUGUACUGACGCAAUAUUUCGGCACGAAGACGGUAUUCGGUGGUUCGCAGUUAAUCACGGCAGUCUGCAGCUUGCUGAUGCCUUCGGCAGCGGGAAUCCAUUACGGGGUCAUGAUUGCCCUCCGCAGUAUUCAGGGCAUCGCCAGUGGACUCACGUGGCCGGCAAUGUACGCCAUCGUCGGGCACUGGAUACCACCCGUGGAACGUUCGCGUUUCAUGUCUUCCUUUCAAGGGUUCAGCUUUGGCAUCGGGAUAACCUAUCCAUUGUGCGGAUUCAUCAUCGCCCAUUUUGGAUGGAGAGCGGUCUUCUAUACGACCGGCAGCAUCGGUAUGCUCUGGUGUCUUUUCUGGUAUUUCUUCGCCUUUGACACACCAGCCUCGCAUCCCAGAAUAUCCCAACAGGAGCUGCGUUACAUUCAAGGAAGCGUUGGAAAUCAAGUUCAUGGAACCAACGAGAGUAUGCCAGUUCCAUGGGGUUCCAUUCUCAGAUCAUGGCCAGCGUGGUCAAUAGGGAUCACCACGUUCGGAAGAAUAUGGGUUCACUACAUUUUCAUCAUUUCCGGACCAAUGUACAUGAAGACGGUUCUAGGAUUCAGUAUACAGGCGAACGGAGUUUUGUCUGGAUUACCAUUUAUCUGCAGUUACUUCAGCUCCGUCGCAUUCUGCUAUGUAGCCGAUGUCCUAGUAACGAGACAGAUUUUGUCACUGACAAACGUCCGCAAGGUGUUCACCGCUCUUUCACAAGUAGUUCCUGGAAUAAUGUUAGUACUGAUUGGCUAUCUGGGAUGCGACAUCGUCCUCGUGUUGGUGGUAUGGUUCAUAGCCGUCACCCUUAUCACAGCCGCGUAUGCAGGGGCGAUGGCAAACAUCGUUGAUAUCGCGCCAAAUUUUGCUGGUCCGAUAUUAGCAUUUGCACAAACAAUUCACAUGUCCGCCAGUUUCCUAUCUCCGGUGGUAGCUGGUCUACUCACUCAGAAGAGUCAAGCACUGGACGCUUGGAGGCAAGUAUUUGGAGUAACUGCCUGCGUAGCAUGCGCCACGUACGUGGUGUAUCAGAUUUGCGGGACGGGAGACAUCCAAGCCUGGAACUAUCCCGACCAAAAGUACCCGCAAUCGGUUCAAGAAGAUUCCCAGCCCUUGAACGAGUCUCCUCAGAAGAACGGGAAGAUCGUCAAGUCGCGAUCGAACGUGUCCGCAGAAGCGUAACACAUUCGUUACUCGAAGAAAUGAGAGUAUACAGUGUACUCUUGUCAUAGACGAUUACAAAUACUUCUCCUUUAAUCUCGAAAAGAGACGAGCAACCUAAUAUAUAUAUAUUAUAUAUACACACACGCGCGAGAAACGUCUAUUUUUUUCGUAAUAUCUCUGUAUGUAUGUGCAUAGAAGUCAUAGUUCGUCCGUGGAAGAAGUGAUAGCGGUCAGGGUAAUGUAUAUUUGUAACGUUUAUAGAAUAUUUUUAUGAAAAUGUCUCGAUUAACGCGCAACGCUUCGAUUAAUUUGCUAGAAAUCCGCGUAGAAGCGAGAGGCACAAAUACUUAUUCGCGUUCAUUGACACGUUGACUGCUGCUGAGGUUAUUGACACUUAGGUUAUUGAGAUUAUUGAAUGGGUUUCAUUUUUUUUCGGAGAAGAUUGUGAACUUUGUCUGUUUAACUAGUGAAUGUGCAUUUGCGGGCACCGAUAACCGUUUGAUAAAGCGUGAAUCGAAUUAGACAAAUUGAGUUACGUCGAAUUAAAUCGUGCCGAAUUUAAUGCAGCAAAUUGAAUCACGUUUAAUUGAAUCGCGCCAAAAUGUGUCGAUGGAUUCACCACUCUUGUAUCCUAUAACGCAUCGUAAAUGUCAAUGCCCGUGUACGGGGCAUUUAAUCUGCCCAGUACUGUUCAAUCAUUAAAGCAGUUAACGUGUUAAAGAUAGCUCAUCGUUUCACAAUCAGAUGCGAUCCUCUGCUCGCGUGUUUUCUCUGUGAUCGAAUUUUUCUUCCUUCUUUUUUAUCCGGAUCCUGAUGGUUGACGAGUGCGUAACAGAGGAAUGAACCUCGUAGAAGCACUAGGGCAACAGUUGCAAACUGAGAAAGACGUUUUUGUAUCUUAAUAAAAUCUCCUAAAAUUGGCAACCAUAAAUUACUACUAUUUAUCUUAAUAAAAUUUCACUUAGCUCAUGUUUGAACACUGUUGUCUUCUACGUUCUUGCUUCUAUAAGUUACUCUACCGACUUAAUUGUAGUAUUCAUGUAACGUCACGAUUCUUUUUCUCUCUAUUAAGAAGUGUUUGUUGUACGUAAUUUGUAUUGAAGAAAUCAUGACACUCGUUUACAAGUUUGCCGGUGAUAACUCCUUAAGCCCUGUUAGAUACGCCGUGUUAAAAAAGAGUUUGUAAAAAGAAAGAUUUCAUACGAGCUGUACUUAGAGACCAUAUUUACACAGAAAUAUUGAAUACUUUGUAGGUUAGAAACGAUGUACAAAAAUUAUAAAAAGAGACAGAGGAAUUAUAUACUACUACUGAUCGAUGCCUUGUAUUAACUAUAAUUUUCUGUUCGUUUCUCGACGAAGACUUUUCUCGUACUUAAAAACGGUGUUCCAUGAAAGAAUUCGUUUCACCGGUUGUAUCGUCGAUAAUUGAACCUAUAAACUACUGGAACACGAUUUCACUCUAAGCUGAAAUUACGUCGAAAUAUUUGAAUGCCAAAUCCAGACGUGGACGUUGAAUUCAGUCUCUUUCGAGAUUUUAACCCACGUGCAAUGAUUCCAUUCAUUCAAGGAACACGAAGCUAAGAGAAAUGAUCGUUACAAAGUAUUGUAAUUUUAAUUAUUUUUAUACUGGCACAGUUUAUACGCGAUAAAUUGUAAGCCAUUCAAGCCGUUUCUCUUUGUUAGUUGUAAGCAUGUACUUUAAGUUACACGCGGAUACUUAAGUAGCGAAUGUAAGAACGCAAAAUGAAAUAAAAGAGAUCGCAUAUCUGCAAGCAACACGAAUUGUGCACAGAAAGGCGUUUUCUUUUUAACUUUUUUUAGAAGUUGUAAUAUACUCUUGUAUUUUAUGCAACCAUUUGUUACUGGUGCAGUUUGAAACUCGAUGUUGAUUGCCACAUUAAAAAAUACCUAAUAUAAUUUUCAGUGGACGUGGCAGUCAACAUGUUGCCACUUAAAUUUGCGAUCUUUGCUUAUUUCUUUUUACAAAAUUAUUUAUGAACGAAUAAUUUCCACUGGAGUUCAACAAAAUUUAAAUAAUGUCACAAAUUUGGCUGCCAUUUCAUUCAAAAAAUUUCACUAAUCAUUAAGAAUGAAUUUCCAAAUGAUGAAUCAAAUGUUGCUGUCGUAGAUGAACACCUUGAUAGCGACGUUCUUAAAAGUUUUUCACUUAAAACCACGUCACUUUGUAACAAGAUUGUACACCAUGGCAAGAACAUGACCAGAUAAAAAAACUGAGAAAAAUUGCGUGUAAUUUCAUUAGAACAAUGCGUUGUCUCUUAUCCCGCUCGUAAAAGAAGAACGAAAUGAUGUAAACAAAUGUUUCUACUCUGCGAUUCGUCCACGUCAUUUCUAUGAAACUUGUCGUGUAACGUUAAUAUCGAUGAUGGGUUGCAUCAUAUAGAUCUCGAGAUAACUGCAGCAGAUAUAAUCUCCAAAUAUGAGGAACCCCGUGCGAUUCGAAGCAAACACGCGUGUUUUCGGAAACAACGGAAGCGAUAAGCGUUUUAAGACAAAUAUGCGCUCAAUUAAUACUCUGUUCCAGAAUAUUUUUAGAAAUAGUUAGGUAACUUAUUACCGAGCAUUUGAACUACCUCUAUUUUAUUCGAGGAGUGUUGCUUUAAUCAAAGUUGCUUUUACGAAGGUGCAAUUUAUUUCUGCUGAGUUUCUGAACAAAAUUGCUGUACAAAGUGGAUGUUAGUCGAAAAGAUUUAUGUAAUAACCGGAAAUAUCGAUGGUUUCAUCGAGAAAUUCUGGAGAAACGGCGUAGAUUUAUGACCUUCCUCUUUUUCCACAUUCACAAAACGUAGUGGUCUGGUUGUUGAAAGUUUGUUUUUUCUACGAGUCUUACUUCCUCGGUUACGAUGCUAAAAUACCUGCGUAUAUUCGUAAUGACAAUUUUUGGAAUCAAAUUGUUUGUUAAACAGGUAUCUAAUUUGAGAAUUUUUCGCGUGAAAAUUUUAACCAAACCGAAGAUCCAAGCGUAUCUUCAGGGGAAUACAUUAACUACCCACGUGUUCGGUUGACUAAUUAAAAUAAUUAUCAAGAAUUGAGAUCGGUUGAAAUUUCACACGGUACAAAUCUUAAUCGAACGAUAAUAUUAUCAAACAAUAGAGCUGUAUGAUAAACAUCAGUGGAAGACAAUUCUGUUAUCAUCGAUCCGUGAAAAGACGUCAACGGUACGAGCUUCAUGAACGGUUUCUCGAAAUUACCUGCGGAAUUAACGCUUGUUUAUUGCGAUGUAGUACUUCAUUGAGUGCUCUAACUGACGUCAGAUGCCGCAAGUACGAAGAUUAGAUAUCUACCGACCUAAAUAUCUCAAUUCGUGUUGCUUGAACGAUAAAGGUAACUUAAAGUAUUAACGCGUCGAAGAAAUAGAACUCGAAAAUAAAACAUGAUGGUUCUAGGUCAGGAACGAAACGUUUUAAGCGAUGCGAUUUGAUUCGAAGACUCGAUCUCAACGUAUAAUUCGACGCAGAGAAAUUCAUAGAUUUCAAUACACAAGUAUGGUUGCAGUUGAUUUCCAAAAUAAACUUCAAAGUAAAUCGAAAGUAUACUCGAGAAAAAUGUAAACGCGAGAGAAAAUAAAAUGGAGCAAGAAAUAGAACUCAGGGGAGGCGGUUUCUAAAAUAGCCUCUAUGUCAAGACCGAUCAAAAAUAGCGCGAACUCUGAACUUUCAAGAGCAAAUGACCUCUCCGAUAUUAAAA
This is a messenger RNA of Megachile rotundata (alfalfa leafcutting bee), 6103 nucleotides long. Its product is annotated as Major Facilitator Superfamily Transporter 17. Gene Ontology annotation, biological process: monoatomic anion transport; transmembrane transport. The record is from RefSeq and is a predicted model, not a curated record. NCBI's taxonomy places the organism in Eukaryota, Metazoa, Arthropoda, Insecta, Hymenoptera, Megachilidae. Gene Ontology annotation, cellular component: membrane. Gene Ontology annotation, molecular function: transmembrane transporter activity.